AGGAUAUCUCAGGUGUUCUCACGCAACAGCGAGUGACCAGGCAAGCACGGCUCUCCCGCAUUUGGCAUCCCCCAAUCAACAAUAGUUUUAGUCUUUGCCCCAUCCUCAACAUUCAGAUCGAUCCGACCUCAUCUAAGGUAGUCAAGCAGCUGAGCGUCCCACAUCCUUCCCUCCCCCACCCCUUUAGUCGUAUUUCAUUUCUUUGAAGUAGAUUCAGGAUACAGGUUUACUCAACCCCAAGCGGAUCGAAAUGGGUCCCAAACUCCUCUUCGUGUCCCUCGUGGUACUACUUCUUAGCGGCAAUGCCCUUGCUGGCAAGAAGGUUUCGACUACGUCCGCGAACGUCGUGCCCACGAACUCGGAGGUGCAGGCUCUGAAGCAGAAGUCGCAAGCGCUGCAGCAGCAGGCCACCCAGAGGACAGCGGAGAGAAUCGGCGCUGAGCUGGCGGCUGGCGAUGCGAAGACGGCAAGCGAUGACGCCGCGGCCGCUCUUGCCGCGGCAAACAAAGAGGUGACGAACGCGCAGACGGCCAAGAACGUCGCCAACACGAACGCGGUGAACGCGGGAAAGAAUCUGGCCAAGGCUGAGCCGGCGUACAAAACCGCAACGGCCGCCGUGGAUACCAAGGCGAAGGCGAGGGACACCGCGCAGGCCAAGUACGACGCGGAGGUGAAGAAGGCCGUGGGGCUGACGGGCUCCGCCAAGACGAAGCAGGACACCGUUGUGAAGACGAACAAGGCCAGCCUGGACAAGGCAGUUGCGGACUACAACAAGGCCGUGGCGGCCGCUGUCGCUCCCACUAACGCGUACACCCCCUUGAAGAAGGCCAAGGACGACGCCGACGCCGUGCUCAAGACCAAGUCGGACGAUCUGGAGGCUGCCCAGGGGAAGCAGGUGGAGGUGUCGCUGAAGAAGAUGGACGCCGACAAGGCCCUGGACGACGCCAACAAGAAGGUGACCGCCGCCAAGAAGGCGGAGACGGACGCGUACACGUGGGCGGCGCAGGCCAACGACGCUUAUACGUCGGCGUACAAGCAGUACACUACGGCGCAGUCGGCGUCGGGAUCCACCACCACCACCAGCAGCAGCACAACCUCCAGCACCACGUCUUCCACCAUUCUGUGGAACGACAACAAAUACCCGGGUGUCGGUGCGACCACGUGCACGCCUCCUCUGGACAUUCCUUGCACGGACAACUGCACCGACAACAGCGGGCUGCAGGGCCGCUACGUGAUUCCCAACGGCGGGCGCUGCGCCACCGGCACAACCCCCCGUUGCUAUGGUAACGCUGUGCUCCGCCGUCAGUGCUGCGCGGCGUGCACCAACUCGACUUCGUGCUCCUUCUGGCAGCACUACAUCCCCUCGUCGCUCUCCUGCUCCAACUGCGGUAUCUGCUACCUGUACAAGCCCUCGGACGCGCAGCCCACGUGCGAGACGAAGACCGUGACCACGACUCUCAACGGCACGCGCACUUACGUGAACGCCUCCACUCUCGGCCGCCCCUGCCCUUACACGCACCACGACCCGCACUUCCGCGGCGCGCACGGCACGCGGUUCGAGUUCAACGGCGCUCCCGAGAAGACGUACUGCCUGCUGACUGACUCGAGCCUGCACGUGAACAUGAAGAUGCGCGGGUACUACGACACGCGCACCAUCGGCGCGUCUCUGCUGCGCAACGGGCUGGCUGUGCGCACGUGGAUCCGCGAGCUGGGCUUCGUGUGGAGCGCUGACGGCGUGGAGCACUCCUUCCGCCUGGCGGCGCGCAACGGCAAGUCGGACAAGCGUGACAAUGGUUUCCUCUCCCUCGUCGAGUUCGACGGCCGCGUACUCCCCUCCCUCGAGCCCGGCGAGUCGUACAACCUGGAUGGCGGCCUGGCGUUUGUGUUCAAGGGGUACGAGCAGGAGGGCGGCGGGUUCUUCGACGUGGACUCGUACUCGCUGCGCAUCGGCGACAAGCUGGCCAUGGACAUCAAGCUCAGGCCCGCACACCCGCUGCUGCAAACGCCCGACGACGCGCAGGUGCACCUGAACGUCAACUUCAAGCACGUGUCGCGCUCAUCGUCUGUGCACGGCAUCAUGGGCCAGACGUACCGCGAGGGCCGCACGGAGCGCGCCAUCGACUACGCCAUGCUGUCGCGGCUUCUGCGCACUCCCUUCUCCGCCGACGGCGAUAACGGCAAGGGCUUCCUGGACGGCAAGGCCGCGGACUACGAGACGUCAGGAGUGCUUUCCACCGACUGCGGCUUCUCUGCCUUCUCCAAGGCCAUGUAAACGCGUGCUUAUUUUUUGCUGUCUAAGGUUAUGUGUAGGAGUCACGAGCUUCAGAAACGUUGGAGCUUGCUCCUUAUGUAUUUGUACUUGUAUGCAUGUCUCAAGUUUGUAAGAGCUUUAUUUCAAUUCAUUUGUGUUGCACCUGAGAUGCUUACCGGAUCAG
This is a messenger RNA of Closterium sp. NIES-67, 2435 nucleotides long. Lineage: Eukaryota; Viridiplantae; Streptophyta; Zygnematophyceae; Desmidiales; Closteriaceae. The record is from the annotation of a GenBank genome assembly.